Messenger RNA from Phoenix dactylifera (date palm), 2513 nucleotides. RefSeq names its product Tetratricopeptide repeat (TPR)-like superfamily protein. The record is from RefSeq and is a predicted model, not a curated record. Gene Ontology annotation, molecular function: protein binding. Lineage: Eukaryota; Viridiplantae; Streptophyta; Magnoliopsida; Arecales; Arecaceae.
GUUCAUCAGUUCAUCGACAAUUCCCACCUGGAUUUAGUCAUAUCCUAAAAGAUAUUUUUUACCUCGUCUCCUGAUAAAAAUUGUGUGACGAAUAAGGCUGAAUAAGCGGAGAUCAAUCGGAUUGCAUUUCAGUGUAUUUACGAAUCACAAAGGAUCAGAGUACAACGCGAAAAGCCAUCGGAAGUUGGUAAGGGAAAAGGGAGAAGACGGCCGCCAGAAGAAGCUCAGCAGCAUUCCAAAGAGCAUACUUCCCGGAUGCCGGACAAGGCAACGGCUAUUCUCCUUCCCCAACCUACCUCCUUCCUCUCCUCUCCUUGUCACCCUUCGUCGCGCCCAGUUAAACCAACCCUCACCUGGAACUCCAUCGUCGCCGCUUCCACCCAUCCCAUUCUCUCCUCCACAGGCGGCGGUCGUGGUGGCGGCAGAGACGUAUGGAGGAGAACUCCACGGAACCAGCAUUAUGUGGACCGGAGCGUCGACAUGGACGCGCUGCUCUUGGCUCUGAGCCAGACCACCACCCCCGAAGAGCUCCACGCCGUGAUGUCUCCUUAUCUUGGCACCCCCGACGGCCGCCACCAGCUCUCCCCUCGCUUCAUGGUCUCCCUCCUCUCCCGCGAACCCGACUGGCGCCGCUCCCUCGCCCUCCUCGACUGGAUGCUCGAUGUCGCCUCCUACCCGCCUUCCAUCUUCGCCUUCAACGUCGUCCUCCGCAAUGCCCUUCGCGCCCGCCAAUUCACCCUCGCCCUCGGCCUCCUCCACGAGAUGCGCCUCUCCCUCUCCCUCUCCCCCGACGCCGUCACCUACUCCACCCUCGUCUCCGCCCUCGGCCAGGCCGGCCACCUCGACGCCGCCCUCUCCCUCCUUCCCCUCCUCGACGCCGACGGCGUCUCCCCCGACCUACCCCUCCUUACCACCCUCAUCGACCUCGCCCGCAAGCUCGGCGACCACUCCAAGGCCCUCUCCCUCUUCUCCCGCCUACGCCGCGCCCGCGUCCCCCCCGAUCUGAUCGCCUUCAACUCCGCCCUCGCCGCCUUCGCCUCCGCCGGCCUCCUCCGCGACGCCCGCCGCCUCCUGUUCGACGAAAUGCCCGCCGCCGGGGUCGCCCCGGACGCCGUCUCCUACUCCACCCUCCUCGCCGCCCUCGUCCGCCGCCGCCGCUAUCUCGAGGCCCUCUCCCUCUUCAGCGACAUGCGCGCCCGCCGAUCGCCCCUGGACCUCACCACCUGCAACGUCAUGCUCGACGCCUACGGCCAGCUCGACAUGGCCCGCGAGGCCGACCGCCUCUUCUGGAGCAUGGGCCGCCUCGGCCUUCCCCCCAGCGUCGUCUCCUACAACACCAUGCUCCGGGUCUACGGCGACGCUGAGCUCUUCGGCGAGGCCAUCCACCUCUUCCGCCUCAUGCAGCGCAAGGAGAUCGAGCAGAACGUGGUCACCUACAACACCAUGAUCCGAAUCUACGGCAAGUCCCUCGAGCACGAGAAAGCCGGCAACUUGGUGCAGGAGAUGCAGCGGAAAGGAAUCCACCCCAACGCCAUCACCUACUCCACCAUCAUCUCCAUCUGGGGACGCGCCGGGAAGCUCUUCCGCGCCGCGAAGCUCUUCCAGAAGCUGAGGAGCUCCGGCGUCGAAAUCGACCCAGUGCUCUACCAGACCAUGAUCGCGGUGUACGAGAGGGCCGGCCUCGUGGGGCACGCCAAGCGUUUGCUUCACGACCUCAAACACCCCGAAAACAUUCCUAAAGGUACCGCAAUCAAGAUUCUCGCCAGUGCUGGUCGGGUGGAGGAGGCGGCGUGGGUAUUCCGACAGGCGGUAGGUGCGGGGGAGGUGAAGGACAUAUCGGUGUUCCGGUCCAUGAUGGAUUUGUUCUCGAGGAACCGGAAGCACAAGAAUGUCAUAGAGGUGUUCGAGAAAAUGAGAGGGCAGGGUUACUUCCCGGACUCGGAGAUGAUCGCCAUCAUCCUAAAUGCUUAUGGAAAGCUUCAGGAAUUCGACAGGGCCGCCGCCCUCUAUCAGGAGAUGCAGGAAGAAGGGUGUGUUUUCACGGAUAGGGUGCACUUCCAGAUGCUCAGCCUCUUGGGGGGACGGAGAGAUUUCAAGGGGUUGGAGGCAUUGCUUGAGAGGCUCCGCGAUGACCCGGACAUUGACAAGAAGGAGUUGCAUCUCGUGGCGGCUGGCAUCUAUGAGAGAGCGAACAAGCUUGAUGAAGCAUCUAAAAUCAUUGCCCAGAUAAAAAAUUCAAACGCCGUUGCUUUUAUUUGAUAGGAUGUAAGAAUCAUUCUUUUGGUUAUCACAGUAGUUGGAACCCAAAGUCGCCGAUAUCAAUGAAAUGUCCAAUGACUUCACCAACUGUACAAUUUUCCGGACAUUUUACUGAUAGGAUAGGCUUUUGUAGAUUGCCCAAAUCUGAUUGUGUAAGAUAAUCAAAUCCCAUCUUCCUCUGUUGUUGCAAUUAUCAUUUUUUUUUUCAAAAAAGAAACAGCUUAGGCUAUAUUAUGCUGCAUGCUUCUCAGUUA